Schistocerca serialis cubense is the source of this 912-nucleotide messenger RNA. Its product is annotated as galactoside 2-alpha-L-fucosyltransferase Sec1-like. Lineage: Eukaryota; Metazoa; Arthropoda; Insecta; Orthoptera; Acrididae. Gene Ontology annotation, cellular component: membrane. Gene Ontology annotation, biological process: carbohydrate metabolic process. The coding region runs from base 1 to 912 and encodes 303 amino acids. Gene Ontology annotation, molecular function: galactoside 2-alpha-L-fucosyltransferase activity. The record is from RefSeq and is a predicted model, not a curated record. The transcript is spliced from 4 exons.
AUGGUGGCCCCAUUGGUGCCGACACGACGCGCAGCAGUUGUCUGGGGGCUGGCGACGUCAGUGUCGUUGCUGCUGAUGUACAGGUGGUACCAGGAGGAGUCGUCCCUGCUCGAUACUGUCAUUGGGCAGGCAACAGGCACAGACAGCAGCAGAACCGGACCAGCUGCAGUCUGCCUGGAGGGUGUAGUGACAGUGCAACCUGGUGGCAGACUGGGGAACCUCGUGCUAGAGUACGCUUCUGCAGCUGCAGUGGCGCGGCGCCACCAUCUGCAACUAGCUGUCCCAUCCAACAUUUCCAAGUUGCUGGCUGCAGUCUUUGACAACCUCACUGCAGACCCUUUGUCCGUGCUUCUGCAGCAUCCUCCGUGCCGGGGACAGAAUCUUACUGAGAACGAAGUGCUGAACGACGAUCAGAGACAGCCUCCACAUCCACUCAGUGUAGAGGAAACGGUGUGCACAGUCGGGGUUCACGUACGCAGAACGGACUACGGGCGGUACAUGAGGAAGCGGUUCCACCUGCAGCAGGAGGCCGGCCCCGCCUACUACGAGGCCGCAGCUGCAGCCAUGUUGGCAGACCUGCACAGCGAGUGCGCGGCUGUCGCCUUCGCAGUUACCAGCGAUGACAGCAAGUGGUGCCAACAGCAUCUGCUGCCUGCCCUCACCAGAAAGGCCUCAGCAGAUGCGGCCGCCAGCGUGGGGUUCUUGAUGUCAUCGAAGAAGCCUGCGGACGACCUGUGCCUUCUGUCCUCGUGCCAGCACCUCAUCAUGGCCUACGGCACCUUCGGGCUGACCGCAGCCAUCCUGUCCGGCGGCCGCACCAUCAUGUACGACACAGCCCAUCACGGCGCUCACCCGCUGCCUGCCGCUCAGAUGAUGACAUCACUGGUCCCUCACUGGCGCCUCAUUCCAUAG